Molecule: messenger RNA, 2007 nt
Organism: Brassica napus (rape)
Lineage: Eukaryota; Viridiplantae; Streptophyta; Magnoliopsida; Brassicales; Brassicaceae
Exons: 3
Coding region: 1-2007 (668 amino acids)
Molecular function (GO): nucleic acid binding; RNA-DNA hybrid ribonuclease activity
Source: RefSeq, a predicted model, not a curated record
AUGAAAUGUGUCUCCUCAGUAGCUUACUCGUACCUCAUAAAUGGCGCAGCUCAGGGUCGAGUAGUACCUACCCGUGGGAUCCGUCAGGGCGACCCCUUGUCCCCGUACCUCUUCAUCCUUUGUACGGAAGUUCUAUCGGGGCUUUGCAAGAAAGCGCAGUCACAAGGGGAGGUGGUCGGUAUAAAAGUCUCCCGUAAUAGCCCAGCGAUCAACCACUUGCUUUUUGCGGACGAUACUAUGUUCUUCCAUAGGACAGACUCUAGGAGCUGCACUGCCCUUCUUUCGAUCCUCAAGAAAUAUGAAGGCGCCUCGGGACAAUGCAUCAACCUUGAAAAAUCAUCUAUAACCUUUGGAGCAAAAACCCUGGGAGAAGACAAACGACGCAUCCGCGAGCUGUUCCAUAUAGAGAAUGAGGGAGGCAUAGGCAAAUACCUAGGGCUGCCGGAACACUUCGGGAGAAAGAAACGCAAUAUCUUCGCAGCCCUAGUUGAUCGUAUGCGACAGAAGGCACAAAGCUGGACUAGUAGGUUCCUUUCAGGGGCGGGCAAAAUGGUACUAUUGAAGGCGGUCCUGGCUGCAAUGCCUACCUACUCCAUGUCUUGUUUCAAGUUGCCCUUAUCGCUCGUCAAGCAGCUCCAAUCCGUCCUUACGAGAUUUUUGUGGGAUCUCUCCCCUGAGAUCAAAAAGAUGUGUUGGGUUUCUUGUAGUAACCUCCCAAAACCAAAAAACGCGGGGGGUCUUGGGUUUAGAGAGAUAGCACAAUUCAAUGAUGCGACGCUUGCAAAAAUAUCUUGGAGGAUCCUUAAGGACCCCAACUCUCUUCUCGCAAGGAUUGUGAUCGGGAAGUACUGCAUGAGGACCCCUUUCCUUGAAGAAGUAAGCAUAUGGACUGAACCAUGGUUAUCUACAUCUGAGCCUAUAUCCCCAAUCGGGCCUCCAACUAACGAGAAUCAGUUCUGGAGUGUGUCAAAGCUAAUAGACCCUACCUCGAAAGACUGGAAUGUUGCUGCUAUACAAGAGACCCUACCUCAGUAUGAGGAGGAUAUCCGCAAGCUAAUUCCUAGCUCUUUUCAGUUGGAGGACGAGAGAGUCUGGCUACCAAACGCCAAUGGAAUCUACUCGACAAGAUCAGGCUAUGCGAUUGCAAAACUCUUCAAUGGCAAUGUGAAGGACAAGGAGUUUGAUUGGAAAAAGUGUGUAUGGCAGGUUGAGACCUCCCCGAAGAUUAAACACUUCCUUUGGAAAUCAAAUUGCAAGGCUCUGCCGGUUGGAUCUUUGCUGGAAGCUUGUGGCCUCUCGGUAUCUCCGGUCUGUCGACGUUGUGGGGCUCAGGAAACUGGGUUACAUAUCUUACUCCAAUGCCCUUUCGCUGUGAAGGAAGCACCCCCACUGUAUCUGUGGGUUCUUUGGGGUCUUUGGACUAAUCGGAACAAACUCUUAUUUGAGGAUAAGAGUUUCUCGGAAGAAUGCUCAGUGUUGAAAGCGAUCCAAGAUGCUAGAGCUUGGAAGGCUGCUCAGACUUAUGUCGAAAAGCCUUCUCUACCACAUUAUGUGGUCCCAUACGGUUCUCUCCCAACUGCUAACUCUUAUACAUGGUCUUCUUUCUCAGAUGCAGCUUGGGACUCUUCAACAGGUAACUGUGGUAUGGGCUGGCAACUCCGAGAUUCCUUGGAUGUAUGCGCAGAAACAUCUUCCUCUCACCGGCGUUUUGUGCCCUCGGCUCUUAUGGCUGAGGCUCUGGCGGUUAAAGCUGCAUUAACGGCAGCUAUCUCAUCACAUGUCAGUAGUCUUCGUGUCUACUCGGACUCAAAGUCUCUCAUCCUGCUCUUGAAGUCUCAGGGACAAGAUGUUAGCUUGAAAGGCGUUCUCCAUGAUAUAAAAAUCUUGGCUCGCUCUUUUGAAUCUAUCUCCUUUUGUUUUAUUCCGCGUUUAGCGAACUCUGUUGCUGACUCUAUUGCUAAGACUGCUCUGUAUUCUCUACACUUCUCUGUUCUCGUAACAGAGUAA